Molecule: messenger RNA, 2297 nt
Organism: Tigriopus californicus
Lineage: Eukaryota; Metazoa; Arthropoda; Copepoda; Harpacticoida; Harpacticidae
Product: kelch-like protein 12
Exons: 6
Coding region: 314-2248 (644 amino acids)
Molecular function (GO): protein binding
Source: RefSeq, a predicted model, not a curated record
UUGGUUGGACGUACACGAACAUCCUAGGUACAUACUGUACGUACCUAGGUACAACAUCGGGGCCUCGAGCCGACCAAGUUCGUAAGGAAGGGAUCUGCAGACAAAGUCCUCUAUGUUCAGGGCGGUUAACAGGUUUAACAAUCAGGAAGCUCUGGAGACGAGAUGUGAAACGUAUAGGGUGAAUGAAGAUCGUCCAGGCUAAGUUCCCCAGAGAAAUUUGUGUAUCCAAGUGGGAAGAGCCAAAAGCAUGAAGGUGUGAGGAGGGAAUGGAAGGAGAUCUCUAGAUGGCUAGGUGUCGUUAUUGAACCUCAAUAUGAUUAUUUCUACGGAAAGCAAUUUCUCAUUGACGAUUCCUGUGGGGGGUGGAUCGGACCCGUAUUCAGAUGGGAAUUGUGUGAGUAGCAUGAAAGUGGACAACUCGCUCAAUGAGAUCGAGUUCGAAUCCGUGGGUCACUUGGGGGUGGUUCUCUCCGGACUGAAUCUGCUUCGUCACAAGGGACAUCUGACUGAUGUCACACUCAAGACGGAAGAUCAAACAUUUCAGGCCCAUCGGGUAGUUUUGGCAUCCUGUUCGGACUAUUUCCGGGCCAUGUUCACAGAUCCCAUGCGAGAACGCAAACAGAGCGACAUUUUGUUGGCGGGUGUGUCAGCUCCGGGCGUUCGAUUUCUUUUGGACUAUAUUUAUACGUCGAAACUGUCACUCAGUCUAGCCAAUAUACAAGAAGUCCUCUCAGCGGCCUCUCAUCUGCAAGUCACGCAAGUGGUGGAGGCGUGUUCUAAUUAUCUUCAGUCUCAACUUGAUUGCGAGAAUUGUGUGGAUGUCGUGACCAUUGCCGAGACUUACUCUCUGGACCAUUUACGGACCAAGGUGUAUCGAUUCAUGUCCGAGAAUCUGGCCACGUUUUCUAAACUCCCCGAAUUUCAUCGACUCUCGGCGGGUCAAAUCGAACAUUUAUUAGACAAUGAUUUCCCUGUGGAUGUGCCUGAAGAGCGAGUCUUGGAAAUUCUCCUGAACUGGCUGGACGUUCAAAGCACGUCUCGAAUGGCUCAUGCGCACAAAUUAAUUCGCAAGAUCAACUUUCACGAAAUCCAUCCAGCCCAUUUGACUUCAAUCAUGGGGCGAAAGAUGUGCUCGCACCUUCCCAAAUCGUUUCUGUCCCGCAUUCAGACCUUGGCUUCGCAAGAACAUAAUUCUGAGGAAGCCAGCCAGUGUGAUCUAGCGCCUGCCUAUCUUCUCAAUUCUCGGGGUAUGGAAGAAGCCGUGGUCAAAGUGGGCGGAUUUGGUCCUCACGGAGUGACGAAUCAAAUCACGUAUUUCCUACCAAGUUUAGGCCGAUGGCGGCACUUGACCUCGAUUCCACACGUGGAGAGCAGCAACUUUGGAUGUGUGGUGGUCAAAAACGAAUUGUACGUCUUGGGUGGAUGCUUCAACCAAUCUCUGCAAGAGGAGCAUAUCCACCCAUUUGGCUUUCGAUUCAAUCCCCGACACAACAAGUGGUCCACUUUGGCACCCAUGCAUCGAGAGCGUUGCCGAUUCUCAGCCACAGCAGUCGGACAGUCUAUUUACGUCAUGGGUGGAUGCUCCGAGAGGUUCGAGGACAUGACUAGUGAGGAUGAGAUUCAACAAACCGGGGCUCUUUGCGAAAGGUAUGACGUAGACGAGGACAAAUGGUAUCCGGUGGGUCCGUUCCCCGAUGGAAGUGUGAGGUCCCAACAUUCGGCUGUGCGGCAUCACAACCUCAUCGUUUUGUCAGGAGGGCUCGAUCAAGACGUCACCCUCAAUUCCAUUUUAGUCUACAACGUGACGACCACCUCGUGGAACACCCAAGAGACCCGCUCAAUGCCCUUGCCCCGAGCAGACCAUGUCAUGUUGUGUUGGAGGGAUCGGAUCUAUUUCAGUGGGGGCUGGUUCGAGGACGAGGUGAAUGGGAGUCGAACCCUAGUUGAUUCAAUUGACGUCUAUGAUGUGGACUCGAACUCAUGGGUAGUCGAAACCAAGAUCCCCACCCCGCGGUUUCAUGCAGGAAGUGCGAUAGUCAAAGAUAAACUCUACAUCAUUGGGGGCUUUCUUAGCGAGAGCUUGUUCGAUCGAGCCACGGGUCUGAUCGAGUGCUAUGAUUUGGUGAAGCGAACUUGGUGUGCCAAUGAGGUCUAUCCCUACGAGCUUUGGGAACACACUUGCGCGUCACUUUAUAUUCCUCGAUGUCGCGACAAUAUGGAUGUGAUUGCUUAUGAUGUGAAGACGUAACCGUCUCUCUCCUUGUGAUAUGAUAUUUAAGCACCUGGACGCCGGGAAA